This is a messenger RNA of Antrostomus carolinensis (chuck-will's-widow), 1061 nucleotides long. It is a transcript of the gene CHMP2B, whose product is annotated as charged multivesicular body protein 2B. Bases 1 to 780 code for a protein of 259 amino acids. Gene Ontology annotation, biological process: vacuolar transport. The record is from RefSeq and is a predicted model, not a curated record. NCBI's taxonomy places the organism in Eukaryota, Metazoa, Chordata, Aves, Caprimulgiformes, Caprimulgidae. The transcript is spliced from 6 exons.
AUGCAGCCAAAAACGCUUAAACCUAACCCAGAAAUGGCGUUCUCCAGAGUCAAGCCAGAAGAGAUCGCUUACCUGACAGCAGUCCUUGGGCACCGGUCAGCCCUCCGAGUCCGUGUGCCCCAGGUGUGGUUGGCAGCAGCCCCAGAGCUGACUCUGUCUGGCAUGUUGGAUAUAAUAAAGGAGCAAAAUCGAGAGUUAAGAGGUACACAGAGGGCUAUAACCAGAGACAGAGCAGCACUUGAAAAACAGGAAAAACAACUGGAACUGGAAAUAAAGAAAAUGGCUAAGACUGGUAACAAAGAAGCCUGUAAAGUGCUAGCAAAGCAGCUUGUACAGCUGCGGAAGCAGAAAAAUAGAACAUAUGCUGUUAGCUCUAAAGUCACUUCUAUGUCAACUCAAACAAAGGUCAUGAACUCUCAGAUGAAGAUGGCAGGAGCUAUGUCAACUACAGCAAAAACAAUGCAAGCAGUUAAUAAGAAAAUGGAUCCACAAAAGACACUACAAACGAUGCAGAAUUUCCAGAAAGAAAACAUGAAGAUGGAAAUGACUGAAGAAAUGAUUAAUGAUACUCUGGAUGAUAUUUUCGAUGCUUCCGAUGAAGAAGAAGAAAGCCAAGAUAUUGUUAACCAAGUGCUUGAUGAGAUAGGAAUUGAAAUCUCUGGAAAGAUGGCCAAAGCUCCGUCAGCUGCCAGAGGCUUACCAUCUGCAUCAACAUCAAAAGCUGCUACCAUAUCCGAUGAAGAGAUUGAACGACAGCUCAAAGCUUUGGGAGUUGAUUAGCUUGAUGGCAAUAUACAAUCUGCCUUCUAAUUAUUCAGCUGCAGACAGAUGUAAAAAGUGCAAAUACUCAUUCAAUGCAACUGAUGUCUAGGAAAACCCUGAAGCUUCAGAAAUGGCAACUUGAAGUUGGUACUGGGGGGAAGGAGAAGGGGAGAAUAUUUUGAAUCAAUUCACAGGGAGGAGUUCACUAGGUGGGUUCAUUGCAUGGACUCUCUGAGCACUGGACCAACCAGGGAUGUAGUUCUGAUGAUAAAUUCAUUUCAGAAUGUCCUCUGAAUUCA